ACGCAGAAGGGAACAGAGGUAGUUGUUUCUGUGUCACGGAUUGACAAGACACUCCGUGGUUAUGAUCUGACGAUAGUUGAAUACCUUGGAUUUUGUAAGCCGGUGCCUGAUCAGGACAAUCAAUAGCGCGUCCGCCCUGACGCGUUCAUUUCGGGCCUCCAAGCUCAUGGCAACAUGUACUCCACUUUGAGUCCCUAUAUAUCACCUUUGAAAGUGAGACGCACAUCGAUAUGGCGGAGAAAGCAAUACGUAUCCUUCUUGUGCGCCUCGGGCUAUUUUUCGAAAGAUAUUAUACGCGUUCGACCCGUUGAAAACCAAUCAGCUGCUUCGACACGAUCCUACUUCUCGUUUCUCAACCCUGAAGCUGUCGCGAACUCGCUCGAACUGCGACAUGCAAAUUGCAUUGUUCCGUCUAGUCUGAAAAUACCAUGGGUUACAUCAUUCCCUGCCUCGCUGCAAUCCAAGUACUGGGCGGAAGCGGAAGAGGCUGCGAGAGAUUUGCUACGAGCAAUCUUUGUCGCACCGUCACGCAAUGUAUCUGAGAAGUACAUCGAAGCUGUGAUCGACGCGGCUGUCUCAUUCACUGUGAAUGUUGUCCCAACAGGAAGCUUAUCGAGAACGAGAGCACUGGCGAGGGCGUAUACGCUCGUCUUCAUACAUGAUGAUGCUUUCGACGCAACCAUUCCGAAUAUGUAUAACAAUAAUGAGCGACAUUCUCACACCGCAUUUGACAUGGUAGCCCAAGAAGUCAUGUCUGAGGACACUGCGCAAGGCAGGAGAUUUUUGGACGGUAUGAUAUCGUGGGGAUCCCUGCCACAGACGAUACAACCCAGCAAAGCCUUCCCAACACUCAUGAACUACGUGGAGUACCGGAUAGAAGAUGUGGGAGCUGACCUCGUCUUUCGCAGCGUGGAAUUUGCAUCGGAUAUCUCUGUUACAGAUCACGACGAACAAGCUCUUGAACGCCUGAGUUCCCUCUGCGCGAAACAUUGUGCAUUGUCCAACGAUCUAUAUUCGUAUCCUAAGGAAGUCAUUGCCGAAAAGGAGAACGGAGAAACUCUUCUUAACGCUGUCAAGGUCGUCCAGGGUUUGAUGAAUGUUUCCUCUUCGUUGGCCAAGACAAUCCUUCGCGGUAUUAUAUUGGAUACCGAGCGGCAGAUAGGCGAGGAAUAUGAGUCUCUGGUCAACGCGAAGUGUACGACAACAUCACAGCUGGUCUACGCUCGGGGAUUGAUCAUCGCUGUAGCAGGGAACAUGUUCUUCUCGGCUACGAGCUACCGUUAUGCCAAAGCCGUCGACGGAUCUAGGCUGGUAUAAAUAGUAAUAUAAAACGUUGUGC
Molecule: messenger RNA, 1339 nt
Organism: Aspergillus novofumigatus IBT 16806
Lineage: Eukaryota; Fungi; Ascomycota; Eurotiomycetes; Eurotiales; Aspergillaceae
Exons: 5
Coding region: 175-1317 (380 amino acids)
Source: RefSeq, a predicted model, not a curated record